GUAAAUAAACAAAAGCACAUGGUUCAUUCCAUGAAAAAAACAUUUCUAUUCUUGAUUAAAAUAUGGAUAUAUCUAUAUAGAAAGUUUAUGAGCAUGGCACCUACAUCCCCAUUUAUCUUGUUUGAAGAAAAAUUGAUGGAAGUCAUCAAAAAAACACCAAAGACAUCACCCCUGGAGAUAUAUAUUUUAAAAAUAUAUCUGGAAAUGAAAACAGAAACUGACAUUGUUCAGGAAGUAGGAACCAAGUAUGACAGUCCCCCUCUAGAUGAGAAGGACAGUUGUGGACAGAAUUCAAGGAAAAGGAAAGAAAAGAAUAGACUUUACACCUGGAUAAAAAAUUUCAUAACAAGAAAGACGUGUGCACCUGUGGAAUCUUUUAAAGAAAAAUGGACCAGAUUUGCAGAUGCAAAUCCAUCUGUGGUGAUGCAGUACGUCAUAAGUAGGCCCAGGGUAAUAGAACAACUGCAAUGCAUUUUGGACUCUGAUUCAGAGAAAGAGUUAGAAAUAGACAGAGAAGAAGAUAGAAAUACUCAGAUGGAAGGUGUAGAGGCAGAAGAAGAUUUUGAGAGGGAACAGUUCAUCGAUUCAGAAGAGAAUAUUAUCAAUGAAGAAGAGGAUCUACCAACAAUGGAAACUCCAAUUUCCUAUCCAAAAAGGAAAAGAAUUCCUAGAAAAAUAUAUACUCCAAGCAGCAGUAAAAUAGCUGAAAAGCAAGAAAACAAGAAAAGAGUUGUAUCACUCAAAACUGGCAAGAGGAAAAGGAAGGCUCCUUCAACUUUCACACCAAGUGAUUGGUUUGUCUUAGGUACAAAGAAUGUUGCAGAUGAGGCGAACUUUGUAAUCAUGGAUUACCCUAUGUUUUAGCAAGGCACAUUCACUGAUCAUACAAGGUU
Messenger RNA from Mytilus trossulus (common blue mussel), 893 nucleotides. RefSeq lists its product as uncharacterized. The record is from RefSeq and is a predicted model, not a curated record. The transcript is spliced from 8 exons. Bases 19 to 864 code for a protein of 281 amino acids. NCBI's taxonomy places the organism in Eukaryota, Metazoa, Mollusca, Bivalvia, Mytilida, Mytilidae.